Messenger RNA from Sycon ciliatum, 954 nucleotides. RefSeq lists its product as uncharacterized. The transcript has a single exon. Gene Ontology annotation, molecular function: protein serine/threonine kinase activity; ATP binding. Gene Ontology annotation, cellular component: nucleus. Bases 1 to 954 code for a protein of 317 amino acids. Lineage: Eukaryota; Metazoa; Porifera; Calcarea; Leucosolenida; Sycettidae. Gene Ontology annotation, biological process: protein phosphorylation. The record is from RefSeq and is a predicted model, not a curated record.
AUGAACAGGUAUGUUGGAGCCGGGGCAUAUGGAACAGUCAUAAAAGCUGUAACCCAAGGGACGAAUCACCCUGUGUCCAUCAAGACUUCAUUCUGGACCAGAGACCCGGCUGGCGUACCGCACGAGUACGAUAUCCUGAAGCACAUUGGACGCCAUCCAAAUAUCAUCCAGCUGAUCGAUUUAGUCGUUGAAAUAACCAGCUACUCCGAUGCAACUCAUCUGGUGCUAAAUAGAUGCCACACAACUUUGCGAAAUUGGUUGACGACGUCCGUAGCGCCUAUCUCAGCAAACAUUCGCACGGAGAUCACUAGGCAGCUUUACUCUGGUGUGGCGUUUCUGCACAGCAGAGGAGUGAACCAUUGUGAUCUCCACGACGCUAAUGUACUCGUGAGCGGUUACAGCGGCCAAGUCAAUAUCAUUGACUUCGGACUGUCGAAAUUCUCCGAUGGUCACUAUGAUCUUGUGGACAGGCUUCGUGACGUGAGAAACAUCACCAUGCAGGCAAUCGUUUCCAUGUGGCUGGACGGUGUGAAUGUGUAUCGCGUGGCAGUGUUCUCCUGCAGAUCCGCCAUGCUGCGGCGGGGAAUGAGCUUUGCACAUAUCGGGUUGGCACAACACUGGCUGACUUUCCGCUCUGGGGAGAUCUACCGCAACGUCCACGAGCGAUCAAGACGGGACUACCAAACGGAAAUGAGCAGCAAACCUGGUUUAGAAGACACCAUUACGCGUAUGCACGCUUUCAACUUAACACAUCGACUCCAAAAUCGAGGUGUUGCUGUUCCAGAGUCGCUCCAUGAACUUCUACGCUACGGCAUGCUAGUUGGACCCGAUGACAAAACAAAUGCUGGCUAUAUAUCGGAGCGAAUAGACAGUAUUGUCUUGGACGAUUUCCGAAAGAAGGCGCAAAGGGAGAUCUGCAGAAUCACAACAGAUAUGUACUCUACGACUGUAUGA